CAGGGGGAGAGCCUAAGCCAUUUCUCUGUGGACAGCUGUGUUUCAAAGUCUGGACAAGUCGUUGUUGUCUGCCUAGACUGCCAGGAUUUUGUGGAAGUAUAAUACUUGGUCAUUAUGCGAUGUCGUCUCUCGGUGCCUCCUUUGUGCAAAUUAAAUUUGAUGACUUGCAGUUUUUUGAAAACUGCGGUGGAGGAAGUUUUGGAAGUGUUUACCGAGCCAAAUGGAUAUCACAGGACAAGGAAGUGGCUGUAAAGAAGCUACUAAAAAUAGAGAAAGAGGCAGAAAUACUCAGUAUCCUGAGUCACAGAAACAUCAUCCAGUUUUAUGGAGUAAUUCUUGAACCUCCCAACUAUGGUAUCGUCACAGAAUAUGCUUCUCUGGGCUCCCUCUACGAUUAUAUUAACAGUAACAGAAGUGAAGAGAUGGACAUGGAUCACAUUAUGACCUGGGCCACUGAUGUAGCCAAAGGAAUGCACUACUUACAUAUGGAGGCUCCUGUCAAGGUGAUUCACAGAGAUCUCAAGUCAAGAAAUGUUGUUAUAGCUGCUGACGGGGUGUUGAAGAUAUGUGAUUUUGGUGCCUCUCGGUUUCACAACCACACAACACAUAUGUCCUUGGUUGGAACUUUCCCGUGGAUGGCUCCAGAAGUCAUCCAGAGUCUCCCUGUGUCUGAAACUUGUGAUACAUAUUCCUAUGGCGUGGUUCUCUGGGAGAUGCUAACAAGGGAGGUCCCCUUUAAAGGUUUGGAAGGAUUACAAGUAGCUUGGCUUGUAGUGGAAAAAAACGAGAGAUUAACCAUUCCAAGCAGCUGCCCCAGAAGUUUUGCUGAACUCUUACAUCAGUGCUGGGAAGCUGAUGCCAAGAAACGACCAUCUUUCAAGCAAAUCAUUUCAAUUCUGGAGUCCAUGUCAAAUGACACUAACCUUCCUGACCAGUGUAACUCAUUCCUGCACAACAAGGCAGAGUGGAGGUGUGAAAUUGAAGCGACACUUGAGAGGCUGAAGAAACUAGAACGUGAUCUCAGCUUUAAAGAGCAGGAGCUCAAAGAACGAGAAAGACGCCUGAAGAUGUGGGAGCAGAAGCUGACAGAGCAGUCCAACACCCCGCUGCUGCCUUCCUUUGAGAUCGGCGCAUGGACCGAGGAGGACGUGUAUUUUUGGGUUCAGCAGCUCGUCAGAAAAGGUGACUCUUCAGCAGAGAUGAGCAUCUAUGCGAGCUUGUUUAAGGAAAACAACAUUACAGGAAAGCGACUGCUGCUUCUGGAGGAAGAAGACUUGAAAGACAUGGGUAUUGUCUCCAAGGGACACAUCAUCCAUUUAAAGUCAGCCAUUGAGAAAUUAACCUACGAUUACCUAAACUUGUUUCACUUCCCACCACUAAUUAAGGAUUCAGGAGGUGAACCUGAGGAAAAUGAGGAAAAAACAGUGAAUCUUGAACUUGUUUUUGGCUUUCACUUGAAACCAGGAACUGGCCCACAGGAUUGUAAGUGGAAAAUGUAUAUGGAGAUGGAUGGGGAUGAAAUUGCAAUAACCUACAUCAAAGAUGUGACAUUCAACACUAACCUACCUGAUGCAGAGAUUUUAAAGAUGACAAAGCCCCCAUUUGUAAUGGAGAAGUGGAUUGUGGGAAUAGUGGAAAAUCAGACUGUAGAAUGCACUGUCACAUAUGAGAGCGAUGUUAGAACUCCAAAAAACACGAAACAUGUCCACCUAAUUCAGUGGAGUAGACUGAAACCUGAGGAUGAAGUGAAAGCAGUCCAACUUGCCAUUCAGACGUUAAAUCUCAACUCAGAGGGCAACCCUCGGAGCAGAUCUGACUCUAGUGCCGACUGCCAGUGGUUAGAUACUCUGAGGCUGCGGCAGAUCGCUUCCAACACUUCUUUGCAGCGUUCCCAGAGCAACCCCAUUCUGGGAUCGCAAUUCUUCCCAUACUUCAAUGACCAGGAUUCCUACGCCGCUGCUGUGAGGCGGACCCAGCUGCCCAUCAAGUAUCAACAGAUCACACCUAUAAACCAGUCCAGAAGCUCCUCCCCUACUCAGUACGGACUGACCAAAAACUUCUCUUCUCUACAUCUCAACUCUAGGGACAGUGGCUUUUCCAGUCUUAAUACUGACAACUCUUCCGAGAGGGGUCGAUACGCAGGUAGAAGCAGGACCAAAUACGAUCGGGGUAGUGUGUCACUCAAUUCCUCCCCUAGAGGACGGUUUAGUGGGAAAAGUCAGCAUUCCACGCCCUCAAGAGAAAGAUAUUCUGGAAAAUUCUAUGGUGUUUCUCCGUCUGCAUUCAAUACUCGGCAGUCACCUGACUUGAAGAGAAGUCCGAAUGAUCGCCGUCCAUCCAGGAUCAUCCCAGGGAUGCCUUUGUACAAUGAAACUGACACAAAAGCCACUGAAGAAGAGAGCAAAGUUAGCGAAGGGGGAUGGACGAAAGUAGUUUACCACAAGAAAGCCCACCGGCCCACUCCUGCCAAAACUAACAAGGAACGAGCCAGAGGAAACUACCGCGGGAGGAGAAACUUUUGAAGAACCAAACUAGAUGAGUUUUUCUAAACA
Molecule: messenger RNA, 2552 nt
Organism: Condylura cristata (star-nosed mole)
Lineage: Eukaryota; Metazoa; Chordata; Mammalia; Eulipotyphla; Talpidae
Gene: MAP3K20
Product: mitogen-activated protein kinase kinase kinase MLT
Exons: 20
Coding region: 120-2522 (800 amino acids)
Biological process (GO): protein phosphorylation
Cellular component (GO): cytoplasm
Molecular function (GO): protein binding; protein kinase activity; ATP binding
Source: RefSeq, a predicted model, not a curated record